AUGAGUGCUGAUACACCAUUUAAGAGAAUGAAAUGGGGCUUUUUACCAAGAAGAAGAAUUGUUGAUGAAGAUGAGGAUGGAAACUUUGUUGAUAUGGAUCAAAUUUCUCAAAAAUUAUCUUCAAAUGAUGUCAAUUCAGAAAAGAAUUCAGAGAUCAUUGUCAAUGAAAAUGAUGAAUCAACUGGUAUAGUUUAUGAAUAUAGAGAUGAAACAAACAGACCAUGGUGGAAGUUUUUUGAUGAAUAUGAAUACAGAGUUAAGACUGAGGUUAAAAAUAAUAGAAAAUGGUAUCACUGGUUUCAUGAAGAUGAUACGAAAUUGGAAAAGAAAUUAAUUACAAAACUUGAUAUUUUACUUUGUUUCUAUAGUUUAAUUGCUUAUUGGGUUAAAUAUCUUGAUACAGUGAAUUUAGUAAAUGGUUAUUUGGCUGGUAUGCCACUUCCAAAAGAUCAAGGUGGUAUCAAUAUGGUUGGAAAUGAUUUAAUAGAUACGCAAGUUAUUUUCAAUAUCGGGACAGUAUUGUUUCAAAUUCCAUUCAUGUAUUGCAUUUAUGCUUAUCCUUUAUCAUAUGUCCUUCCAGCAAUGGACAUUGCUUGGUCAAUUUUAACUGUUUUAACAGCUGAAGUUAAAAACACAGGUCAAUUGCAAGCAGUGAGGUUCCUAAUAGGUGUUUUUGAGCUGGGGUUUUACGUGGCUUAUCAUUCAUUGCUAGCAUCCUGGUAUCGAAGCAGUACGGGCGAAUUAGCUCGCAGAGCUGGAGCGUAUUAUAUUGGGCAGUAUAUGGGUGUUUUGACUUCUGGGUUGAUAUCAGGUGGUAUUGAGAGAGUGUUUGGUGGUGUUCCUGGACAAUCAUGGAGGUGGAUAUUCAGAAUUGAUGGAAUUUUAAGUAUUGUUGUUGGUUUGAUUGGUUUUUAUGUAAUACCUGGUACACCAGCUGAUUGUUAUAGUAUUUUCUUAACUGAUGAUGAAAUUAGAGCAGCUAGAAGAAGAAUGAUUAAAGACAAUGUUGGUUUUAGACCUAGAAAAGAUGUUUUCAAACAAUUCUUUGAUUGGAAAUUAUGGAAAACUAUUUUUAGUAGUUGGCAUUUUUAUGUUUUGUCUAUUUGGUGUAUAUUUUUAUGGAACAAUGCAAGUGGACCUGCUGGAGCUUAUGCUUUGUGGUUACAAUCAUUAACAAAAGCUGAUGGUACUGCAAGAUACGUUGGUGGACAAUUACAAGAGCUUACGAGCUUAACCCCAUCGCUUGGUUUGUUGUAUCUUAUACUUGUUUGCAUGUUUGCUGAUUUGUUCAAAAGUAGGUGGGGUGCAAUUGUUAUUUCACAGAUACUAAAUUUGACUGGUAACUUAAUGUUAGCAAUAUGGGAUUUACCAGAAGGUGCUAAAUGGUUUGCGUGGUGUUUACAAUAUUUCAGUUGGAGUGCUGCUCCGGUGGUAUAUGCAUUUCAAGGUGAUAUUUGUCGUUUUGAUCAUCGUCAAAGACAAGUGUUGUUAGUAUCAAUGAAUAUAAUUGCUCAAACAUUUUCAAUUUGGAUUUCAAGAUUAAUUUGGCCAACGGUUGAAGCUCCACGAUAUUUGAAAGGGUUUUCAACAAUUACUGCUUUUACAUUUAUGCUAAUAGUCUGGACAAUAUUAGUGCUCUACUUAUAUAAACGUCAAGAAAGAGCUCAUGCAAAAGAAAACGGAAUUAUUUUCAUAAAUGAUCAAUCAGAUGAGGAAGUGGUGGUUAGUAAAUAA
Molecule: messenger RNA, 1734 nt
Organism: Lodderomyces jiufengensis
Lineage: Eukaryota; Fungi; Ascomycota; Pichiomycetes; Serinales; Debaryomycetaceae
Exons: 1
Coding region: 1-1734 (577 amino acids)
Biological process (GO): transmembrane transport
Cellular component (GO): membrane
Molecular function (GO): transmembrane transporter activity
Source: RefSeq, a predicted model, not a curated record